AUGCAGUUCGGCAGCGCCGUUGGCGAAGCGCGUUUCUCGUUCAUUCUCACCAAUAUCGACGAUACGUUCGUACUUGUUACAUAUAAACUAACCCCCAUUGAGAUUGUCGUUGGCCAAUACAUCGGUUUCACCGUCAUCACCGGCGUUAGUUUGAUUGGGUAUGCCGCCGCAGUAGGGCUUCCCUCUGAACCUAUCGGAUUUUUGGGGCUAUUACCACUCCUGCUUGGUGUUUGGAAAGGACUCGGUGUUGCAGCGAUUGCGAUAUAUGUCGUGACUUAUUACAUCCUUCUUGGUGUCUUAUGUCUCAUCACUUUUCUUACGAUGAAGCAGAAGCAUAUUGUGCAUAUCGCCGAAAAGUAUGCUUCGUUCAUAAUACCAUUUCUUUGUAUCGGCCUCGGUAUCUAUAUCACACUCAUCCAGCUCCUCGGUAACCCAGGCAAGAUAGUCAUAAACGUUGUGACUUCAUUCAUACUAUUUUUCAUUAUGGCAGGCAUGGUGUGGAUUAGAAUGCGCAAGCGAAAUAGCCGAUUCAAUCUCAGAAGAACUGCUCCUCGGAAUGCCGUCAGUUCAGCUGCUGAGAACAGCAAAGAUAUCUACCUCAGCUUAAGGAUGAGUGUGAGAGAACAACAACUACGAUCAAGGGAGAUCCAGAUACGGCGCAGUUAGAGUCUAUUAGUAGACUUCAACUACAGAUAGAUACAAAAGGUGGUUAGAUAGAGAGACUCAACUGAAACCUUACAUUGUUGAUGGUAAAUGCUAAAGCCCUCGAAUUUCCGAUUAUUGUCCCGUCUGACAGGUCGAGUAGUUCUUGGAUGUUUGCCGGUAACCAUG
Messenger RNA from Bipolaris sorokiniana ND90Pr, 831 nucleotides. RefSeq lists its product as uncharacterized. NCBI's taxonomy places the organism in Eukaryota, Fungi, Ascomycota, Dothideomycetes, Pleosporales, Pleosporaceae. The transcript is spliced from 5 exons. The coding region runs from base 1 to 666 and encodes 221 amino acids. The record is from RefSeq and is a predicted model, not a curated record.